AUGGGAACUAGAGUGUACAUUGGUCGUUUAGCAAGAGAUGCUCGUGAAAGAGACGUAGAAAAGCUCUUUCGUGGUUACGGCAGCAUUAGAGAAAUUAAAUUGAUGAACGGCUUUGGUUUUGUUGAGUUCCGUGAUCAUCGUGACGCUGAUGAUGUAGUUUACACUUUUAACGGCAAAACUUUUAUGGGUGAAAAACUCAUUGUUGAAUAUGCCCGCGGAGAACGAAGACGUCGGGACCGCGAUGAUCGCAGGGAUAGAGACAGGGACGAAUUUAGAGAGAGGGAUAGGAAUGAUCAUCGCAGGGACGAAUGCAAUCGUGAUGUGGUUGUAACGUCUCAUGUAAACAUCGAAUCCUUUAAUCUUUGUCCCUAUAGUCGGUUCGCCCCUCCCCAAAGAAACCCCCAUUAUCGGUUAAUUGUGGAGAAUUUGUCUUCAAGCUGUAGCUGGCAGGAUUUAAAAGACCUAAUGCGAAAAGCUGGAGAAGUAACGUUUGCCGAUUGUCAUAAAGAUCGAGAAGGUGAAGGCGUUGUCGAAUUCUCCUCCUAUGAAGAUAUGAAGAAUGCUAUCAGAAAACUUGAUGAUACUGAAUUGAAAGGAAAACGUAUCUUAUUGCGUGAAGCGCCAGAUAAUGACACUGAUCGUGAACGUGAUCGUGAACGCCGUUCUUCAAGACGUUCGAGAUCUCGGUCUCGCACUCCUCGUCGAAGCUCGCGUCGGUCUCUUUCUCGUUCACCUCGUCGCGCUCGACGUUCUCGCUCUCAUACAAGAUCCAGAACCCGAUCCCGAUCUCGAACUCCUCCUCCGAAUGGCAAAGAUCGCUCUCGCUCCGCGUCACCUCAUCAUCGUGAUGAAUCGCAUUCUCCCAAAAGAAGUAGAUCCAGAAGCGCUGAACGUGGCCGCGAUGAUGACAAGGACAUGAAAGUUGAUUAG
Ambispora leptoticha is the source of this 930-nucleotide messenger RNA. Lineage: Eukaryota; Fungi; Glomeromycota; Glomeromycetes; Archaeosporales; Ambisporaceae. The record is from the annotation of a GenBank genome assembly.